Monopterus albus (swamp eel) is the source of this 1921-nucleotide messenger RNA. It is a transcript of the gene mkrn4, whose product is annotated as makorin, ring finger protein, 4. Gene Ontology annotation, biological process: protein polyubiquitination. The coding region runs from base 79 to 1182 and encodes 367 amino acids. Gene Ontology annotation, molecular function: ubiquitin protein ligase activity; metal ion binding. The record is from RefSeq and is a predicted model, not a curated record. The transcript is spliced from 8 exons. Lineage: Eukaryota; Metazoa; Chordata; Actinopteri; Synbranchiformes; Synbranchidae.
GCAGACGUCACGUUUCUAAUGAUUGGCUGCUACGUUAAUUGGUAAAACCAACCGGCUGUUAACUAUUUAGGUAGUAGGAUGGCGAGCACUCGGCGGCAUGCUCAUAACACCCGGAGGAUGAACCCUGACCGCAGUGGAUCUGUCUGUAGGCAUUUCUUAAAUGGGUAUUGCAGAUUUGGUCCAUUGUGUAAUUAUCGACAUGAAUGGCCAACCUCUCCCCAAGUAUGUAGGUACUAUCAGAAAGGUGGAUGCUGGUAUGGUGACCACUGCAGGUAUCGCCAUGUCCUUCAGCCUGAAACUGAUGCAGGGGUUGCAGAUAGAAGACGUUCAGUACCGAUCGUCUCCUCUAGUGUGGCUCGUGCUCCACCUAGCAGAAGAGGGUCAGAGCCUGCUCUUCUGCAGGCCGAGCUAAUGUCCAGGCAAGAAUGCAGAUCAGAGUCGAUGGUCAACAUUUCAGCUCUGCAAGACAUUAGCCGCCCAGCAGCAGAUGAGAGGCAGUCACAAGAUACUGACUCUGAUAUAACUGCUUCUCAGGAAUCAGUCCAGAGCUCAGAUGUUGCUCAAGCAGGUGCAUGUAAUGGAAGAAAUGAGCAGAAUAUCACUUCAGCUGAGACCACAGAGGAUGGGGCUGGUGCUGCUGCAACCUCCAGUGCCCAGAGGGACGUAGAAGAAAUGGAGGCCUUCCUCCAGAGUAAAGAUGUGAUCUGUGGUGUCUGCAUGGACAAGGUGUACGAGAAGAUGGAUCCAAAGAACAGAGUUUUUGGAAUCUUGCCAAAUUGCAAUCACUCCUUCUGUUUACAAUGUAUCAUUACCUGGAGGAAAACAAAAGACUUUGGCCAGGAUGUGGUAAAGAGCUGCCCAGAGUGUCGAGUGAGGUCUGCCUUUUACGUGCCACACAAAUACUGGGUUGAAGGACAAGCAAAGGCAAGCGUAAUUACUGCCUUCAAAGAGAAAUUCGGUAAAAGAAGAUGCAGUCACUAUACACGUUACAGACGCUGUCCUUUCAAAACGGACUGCCUGUAUCAGCAUGAUGAAUCUGCAUGCCACACAUCACUUCUGUAUCCUGAAGACGAAGAUGAUGAUUAUGAUGACGACGACUACGGUGGUGUCAGUCUGCUAAAUUUUUUGUUAGCCAUGGCCCUUCUUAGUGUUAAUGAUGAUGAUGAUGACGACAACUUUUGACUUCCCUUUCUACCAAACUGAGGAAUACAACUUAGGAGCUUUUCUUUUUGUCAGUCCCUGAAACCACUAAAUGGAGCCUCAACAAAAUAAUCACUGGCAUUAACAUCCUCUUUAUCAUUAUUGAAACUGCAUUUGAGUAUCCGUGAUCAAGGAUAUCAACUAUGCAACAGAGUGCCAAGUGUGUUCACACAUAUUGAACUGUUCAGAUUGCAGCAGAUACUUUCACUAACGAGCGUUCCUUCCACCAGUGUUCCUUCCACUAGAGGACUGUAUUUGUGGAAAUUACCUACUCUAGUAUGAGCAUGUACACUUGGCAGUUUACAGCACAUGGUUUUUCCUCUUUAAGCAUGAAGGAUUAGAAAUGCAAUAUUUAGGUUGUUCUGUGGAUUUCUCAGGUUUUUUUGGGUUUUUUUUAUAUAUACAUAAACUAUCUCUGGGCCAUAAUGCUUCAAACAUGCUGGUUUAUUUCCCCUUAACCUUGAGUGCUCAUUUAUGACAUCUUGUGUAAGAAUGUGCACCCAUUUGAUAUUUUAAAGGCUUGUGUAUGGUUUUUACUGUCUAAAGAUUAAAAAAAUGUACUGUAUCCUCUUCUUGCUAAUGCCCAUUUCUGAUAACUGCCCUAAUUCAUAUUGGUCCCCUUCCCUAGGUUGGCAAGAACACAAUGUUAAGGUUUUAUUUCUUUUUAAACGCGUCGUAGAUGUACACAAAAAAUAAAUUGCGUCACACUUUCUCACUGAAA